AUGCUUCUUUCAUGUCAAAAUCACACUCUUUACCUUCCUUAUUCUUCUACCCAUUCCUCAAAGAACUCAAGACCCAACAUCAUCAUCAAUUGCCAAAACCCAAACGACAUUCCCAGGAGACACAAUUCAAAAUCUACAUCAUUUCUCAUCCACCACCUUUCACACAAAAACAGCGACAAUCACCACCCUUCACCCACCGAACUACAAGACCCAACACCGCACGAAGAAAAAGUUAAGCUUUUAGAACUUUCCUUAGUAAGGAAAAGAACCCCACAAUUUCCUGGUUCAAUUUAUGCUCAAUCCCCUACUGACUCUGAUGUGGGUUCUUCUCUUCCUCCUCUUCGUACCCUUUUUAGAUCUUCCGGUGAUGAUGAAGAAGAAGAAGAGGUCAUGAUUAUGAAAGCUCUUGGAAUUCGUAGGAAGGUUACUCAAGAGGUUUUCAAAGAAGCUAUGAGAAAGGGUAAAUUUGGAAUUACUUAUAUAGAGAAUCUGGUUUCUAGGUUGGGUGGUUUCAUUGAUUAUGUUAUGAUUGAAGCUGCUAACUUGAAAAGAUUGCCUCAGUAUUCUCAAUCCACUUUCAAUUUACGCGCCAAAACUGUUAUUGAAGAUUCACAAGUUGUGCAACUUAUUAGAUGGUUGAAGCAUAAUUCUCUAUCGUAUCCUCAGAUAGCUAAGCUCGUUAUGAUGUCAAGGGGGAAACUUGAGUCCAUAAGGAACCGGAUUGAGUGGUUGAAGUCGGUGCAUGUUAAGGGAGACUUUAUUGGGGAGGCAAUGUUGAAGGGUGGAGAUAAUAUUUUGCUGCGGAGUGAUCAGGAGCUUGAUGAGAUUGUUGAGUGUUUAGAGUCCAAUGGUGUAAGGAGGGAAUGGAUGGGUUAUGUUGUGAGUCGGUGUCCGAAGUUGUUAUCUUACAGCUUGGAAGAAGUGAAGAUUCGUGUCCAGUUCUAUCUGGAUAUGGGUUUAGAUGAGAAGGAUUUUGGUACCAUGGUUUUCGAUUUUCCUAAAGCACUUGGUAACUAUACUAUGGAAGAAAUGAACCGAAAGGUUGAUUACUUGAAAGAAUUCGGACUUGAUAGUAAGGAUGUUGGUAAGCUGCUUGCAUUUAGGCCACAAUUAAUGGCAUGCAGCAUUGAAGAACAAUGGAAACCUCUUGUUAAGUAUUUGUACUAUUAUGGGAUUACCCGAGAUGGGAUGAAGAGGAUGCUUACCAUUAAACCGAUGGUCUUUUGUGUUGACUUGGAGAUGACCAUUGUACCAAAGGUAAAGUUUUUUCAGGACCUAGGGGUUCGAAAUGACGGGAUUGCGAACAUGCUUGUAAAGUUUCCUACUCUACUCACCUACAGCCUGUACAAGAAGAUUAGGCCUGUGAGGCCUCAAUUGACUCAUGGGCUGAAUUUGCAUGUUGUUAAGGUCAUAUUCUUGAUGACCAAGGCUGGAGUCACUGAAGAAUCUAUUGGAAAGGUUGUAGCUCUUGGACCUGAGCUCUUGGGGUGCAGCAUAGUACAUAAGCUCGAAGUAAAUGUAAAAUAUCAUUUGUCUCUUGGCAUUCGUCUUCGGCAACUGGGUGAAAUGGUCGCUGAUUUCCCAAUGCUGCUGAGAUACAAUAUAGAUGUUCUUCGUCCUAAGUAUACGUAUUUGCGGAAAACCAUGGUCCGAACUUUGCAAGAUCUCAUUGAGUUUCCGAGGUUUUUCAGCUAUUCUCUCGAGGGUCGAAUAAUCCCAAGACACAAGGUUCUGGUGGAGAAUCAGAUAAAUGUCAAGCUAAAAUGCAUGUUAGCUUGUACAGAUGAAGAGUUUAACAAAAUGGUCAAGAAUACGAUUCGAAAACGCCACAAAUUUCAAUCUACUGUCAUGAAGGGGGAUACUCCGCAUCCCCAAUCUCUUGAUACUGGGGAUAUUACUACACCCCAGACGUAA
This is a messenger RNA of Vicia faba (fava bean), 1914 nucleotides long. The record is from the annotation of a GenBank genome assembly. NCBI's taxonomy places the organism in Eukaryota, Viridiplantae, Streptophyta, Magnoliopsida, Fabales, Fabaceae.